This is a messenger RNA of Scomber scombrus (Atlantic mackerel), 2160 nucleotides long. Its product is annotated as protein NLRC3-like. The transcript is spliced from 4 exons. The record is from RefSeq and is a predicted model, not a curated record. NCBI's taxonomy places the organism in Eukaryota, Metazoa, Chordata, Actinopteri, Scombriformes, Scombridae. Bases 1 to 2160 code for a protein of 719 amino acids.
AUGAAGAGCGACUCAUCAGAGCGUCGCCUCAUUCAGUUUAAAGAACAACACCCAGCUGCGGAGAGAGUGGACCAGGAGAGCUCAGAGGUUCCCAGUGGUCAGUCUGCCCAGCAGCAUCAAACACACCUGGACUCCAUAUUUAUGCUGCUGGAGGAGAACAUUGUCACUUUUGUGAAGAACGAGCUGAAGAAGAUGCAGAAGGUUCUAAGUCCAGAUGACUCAGAGUGCUUGGAGAGUCAGAGUGAGGAUGAGGAGGCGUUGGACAAUGAGGAGAAAGAGCAGAGGAGGAGAAGCAGAGACGCAUUUCUGAAGAUCACACUGCACUUCCUGAGGAGAAUGAAGCAAGACGAGCUGGCUGAGCAUCUGCAGAUCAAAACUGCUCCAGUUGGUCAGAAACUCAAGUCUAAACUGAAGAAGAAGUUCCAGUUAGUGUUUGACGGGUUCGCUAAAGCAGGAAAACAAAUCCUUCUGAAUCAGAUCUACACACCGCUCUACAUCACAGAGGGAGGGACUGCAGAGGUCAAUGAUGAACAUGAGAUCAGACAGAUUGAAACAGUGUUCAGAAAACCAGACAGACCAGAAACAAUAAUCAGACAUGAAGACAUCUUUAAAGCCUCACCUGGAAGAGAUGAACCUAGCAGAACAGUGAUGACAAAGGGAGUGGCUGGCAUUGGGAAAACAGUCUUAACACAGAAGUUCACUCUGGACUGGGCUGAAGACAAAGCCAACCAGGACAUAUACUUCACAUUUCCAUUCACUUUCAGAGAGCUGAAUGCACUGAAAGAGAAAAAGUUCAGCUUGGUGGAACUUGUUCAUCACUUCUUUACUGAAACCAAAGAAGCAGAAAUCUGCAGGUUUGAAGAGUUCCAGGUUGUGUUCAUCUUUGAUGGUCUGGAUGAGUGUCGACUUCCUCUGGACUUCCACAACAAUGAGAUCCUGACUGAUGUUACAGAGUCCACCUCAGUGGAUGUGCUGCUGACAAACCUCAUCAGGGGGAAACUGCUUCCCUCUGCUCGCAUCUGGAUAACCACACGACCUGCAGCAGCCAAUCAGAUCCCUCCUGAGUGUGUCGGCAUGGUGACAGAGGUCAGAGGCUUCACUGAUCCACAGAAGGAGGAGUACUUCAGGAAGAGAUUCAGAGAUGAGGAGCAGGCCAGCACCAUCAUCUCCAACAUCAAGACAUCACGAAGCCUCCACAGCAUGUGCCACAUCCCAGUCUUCUGCUGGAUCACUGCUACAGUUCUGGAGGAUGUGUUGAAAAGCAAAGAGGGAGGAGAGCUGCCCAAGACCCUGACUGAGUUGUACAUCCACUUCCUGGUGGUUCAGUCCAAACUGAAGAAUGUCAAGUAUGAUGGAGGAUCUGAGACAGAUACACACUGGAGUCCAGAGAACAGGAAGAUGAUUGAGUCUCUGGGCAAACUGGCUUUUGAGCAGCUGCAGAAAGGCAACCUGAUCUUCUAUGAAUCAGACCUGAAAGAGUGUGGCAUCGAUAUCAAAGUAAGAGUGAGAGUGUUAACAGAGAUCUUUAAAGAGGAGAGAGGGCUGUACCAGGACAAGGUGUUCUGCUUCGUCCAUCUGAGUGUUCAGGAGUUUCUGGCUGCUCUUCAUGUCCAUCUGACAUUCAUCAAGUCUGGAGUCAAUCUGCUGGCAGGAAAACAAACAACAUCCCAGAAGUCUGAAGUGAUGAGAGGCAAAUCAGCUCUCUACCAGAGUGCUGUGGACGAGGCCUUAAAGAGUCAAAAUGGACACCUGGACUUGUUCCUCCGCUUCCUCCUGGGUCUUUCACUGCAGACCAAUCAGACUCUCUUACGAGGUCUGCUGACACAGACAGGAAGUACCGAAUCACAGACCAAUCAGGAAACAGCUGAGUACAUCAAGAAGAAGAUCAGUGAGAGUCUGUCUGCAGAGAGAAGCAUCAAUCUGUUCCACUGUCUGAAUGAACUGAAGGAUAGUUCUCUAGUGGAGCAGAUCCAACAGUACCUGAGAUCAGGAAGACUCUCUGGAGAUAAACUGUCUCCUGCUCAGUGGUCUGCUCUGGUCUUCAUCUUACUGUCAUCAGAAAAAGAUCUGGACGUGUUUGACCUGAAGAAAUACUCUGCUUCAGAUGAGGCUCUUCUAAGGUUGCUGCCAGUGAUCAAAGCCUCCAACAAAGCUGUGUAA